Molecule: messenger RNA, 465 nt
Organism: Rhinocladiella mackenziei CBS 650.93
Lineage: Eukaryota; Fungi; Ascomycota; Eurotiomycetes; Chaetothyriales; Herpotrichiellaceae
Exons: 1
Coding region: 1-465 (154 amino acids)
Source: RefSeq, a predicted model, not a curated record
AUGCCUUCGAAAAGACACGAAACGGCAAUGAAGUUCCUCAGUUCUUGGGACCCCUUCACCGCCGACUCUCUCCUUGCCAUCCGCACGUCCGACUGCACGCAGGGCUAUACACCCGCUCCCGGCGGCCUCAAACCAUGGACAAAUCAGCAGGUGCGCGAGUUUUACGAGCCGCUCCAAGAUGUGUUGCAACACACCCGCUUCGAGGUGCACGAGAUGGUGGAAGAUGCCGGCGCAAACAAAAUCGCAAUCCGGCUGAGUCUUACAACGACGUUCAAGCAAGCAGAGGUCGAGCCGUAUGUUGGCACAUAUGUUUUCUUCCUGGAUUUCAACGACACUCAGGACAAGGUCUCGCGGCUACUCGAGUUUUGUGACACGGCCAAUACGCCGAACUUGAUCAAGAAGAUCAACCAGGCAAAGAAGGUUCUAGGGAGGCCCGGGAUACCGAUGCCCAGUGGUAAUUCUUAG